Molecule: messenger RNA, 2848 nt
Organism: Dalotia coriaria
Lineage: Eukaryota; Metazoa; Arthropoda; Insecta; Coleoptera; Staphylinidae
Product: zinc finger protein 34-like
Exons: 9
Coding region: 73-2649 (858 amino acids)
Cellular component (GO): nucleus
Molecular function (GO): zinc ion binding
Source: RefSeq, a predicted model, not a curated record
UAAACGCCGUCAGGUUGGUACUGCGCAGUUCGUUGGGACACGUCCAGUCCGCGUCGAAAAAUAUUAAUAAACAUGGAGCCACCGCUAAAACUGCACGAUUCCCUCGUCUGCCGGCUCUGUGCCGAGGAAAACAACAACGGUAGCCUAAUCUACCAUUCGACUGAAGGCGGCGAUCAGCUGAGCGAUGUUAUCAACAAAUAUCUGCCAUUGAAAGUAUCUGAUGAUGGCAGACUUCCUUGCACUCUGUGCCCUGGGUGCACAAUUCAGUUGGAAGCAACCAAGUCAUUUUUUGAUUUGAUUAUUGAAGGGCAAAGAAAAUUACAGACUUUGUUCAAUGGGCAGCAAGAUCACCAGGGAAAAUCACAGCUGGAGGAGUCUGGAAAGGAGCAAUUGGAGAGUGCCUUAAAACUAGUCAAUCCAAAUAGUUCUGUGCAGACUUACUCAGUCCAAUCAGAUGAAAGUGGUGAAAAAAUAUUUAUUCAAAUUUUGUCAGAUGGACCUCUAUUCCCACCAGAUCAUGAGUUGUCAAUGAAAUUGAACAAUGAAAAACCUAAAAAGAAGAGAGGUAGACCUCCUAAACCACCUGCACCUGAAGUUAGUGAACCUGAUAAAGUACAGCCCAUACAAGAGGAAUUUAAGACAGAACUGGAAGAACCAGAACCUGCAGAAAUAUCAGAUGGGCUUGGUAAAAGAAGGAGGAGGAUUAAAAAGCCAUUAAAGUAUUCUGAUCUUAUUGAAGGAAAAGAGCUUGAUAGAGUAUUCUUGGAAGAAGGUAUCAAUGAUGAAGAACAUGAUAUUGCAAUGUUGUUAAAUACAGACACAAAACUUCUUAAAUCUGAGGUGGACUGUGAAGAAUCUAAAAUAUCGGAGACCGAUGGUGUGAAACAAUCUUUAAGUCCCAAAUUAAAAAAGGUGAUUUCUGGUAAGAAGACAUUUGAGUGUGAAAUUUGCGGGCGGUGUUUCAUGAAUCAGAGUCGAAUGGAAAUGCACAAAGUUUUUCAUAAAGACAUAUUCUAUCAAUGCAUAAAAUGCUCACAGAGUUUUGAUACCAAAGAAGGCUUCAUGGUACAUUCAGAGGAAAUGCAACAUGAAGAUUUUAAGCUUAUUGAAUAUGUUGAUAAUUAUGGUCAAAUUGAAUUACCAACAUCAGUUGAAAAAGAUGUAACGACAAUUAAAGUUGCGGAACCACUUGACACCGCCGAAAAGUUAAAAUGUGAAUUAUGCGAUAAACUAUUUUCCACCAAGCAAAACCUCGACGUCCAUCAUAAAGCAGUCCACAACAAUACGAAACCAUAUGCAUGUGAUAAGUGUGACAAGCAAUUCCCUUACUUCUCCAGCUACAAAAACCACCUCUUGCAGCAUGUGUCGAAAACUCACGCAUGCGACCAGUGCGAGAAAGUAUUCAGUCACCCUAGCAGUCUUGUCUAUCAUCGAGAAACAGAACACAACAACGGCCGCAAAUUUGUCUGCAAUAAAUGUAAGAAAUCUUUUAAACACAAACAAUUAUUACUGCGGCAUCAACUCGUGCACACUUCUGAGCGUCCAUUUAGCUGCACAGAAUGCAAAGGAGCGUUCAAAACACGUGCGAAUUUAAUUAACCACAUAGCGACACACACGAAAGAAAAAAAGUUUUUCUGCACCGAAUGUGGUUUGUGUUUCCCGUAUAAAACUUCAUUGAAUUUGCACCAACGGUGGCAUAAUGGACAGAAAGACUAUGAAUGUGAUGUGUGUAUGAAGACGUUCUCACAAAAAGGAAAUAUGGUUGAGCAUAGGAGGAUACACACGGGCGAAAAACCAUUUUGUUGUUCGUAUUGUGGUCGAAGGUUUACCACUUCGUCACAGUACAAAUUGCACGUGAAGAGGCAUACGGGCGAGAGACCGUGGAGAUGUGAGUAUUGCUCGAAGACGUUCUUACAUAAGGAUACCUGGAGGAGUCACGAACGUUUGCAUACUGGAGAAAAACCGUACACAUGUGAUAUUUGUGGUAAAUCCUUCGCGGAUUCAUCAAAUUUAAAGAAACACACAAAGACUCAUUAUAAGGAUCAAAACGCUGGUAACGUUUUAAAGAAAAAUGCAGAACAGUCUUCUUUAAAUGAUAACAGCCAAGUUUUGUACCUGACCUACGACGAUCCCUCCGAGAAUCCACAGCCACUGGUACAGGGCGUGAAGGGUAUCAAUGACAGUGCGAUAUCCGCCGAGGACGAUAAUCCAGACAAUAUGUUCAACGAGGAUUUAAUACAAGGAACUUCAACUGAAGAAAUUUCUAUUGAUGUACAGCAAUUGGUUGAUAAUGAUGGAAAUGUUAUAAGUAUAACAACGGAUGACGGACAACAGAUUAAAGUCGUUACAACUAUGGACGAUGAGCAAUGUAUUCAGGGCUUGAUGCCAGACGGCACAUUAAUUCCGAUUAAUCUCAGCACGCAAGAUGGCAAACCAGUUGCAGAAUUGAUUGCUAAUAAUCACAUGGAAAAUUCGUCGCUUAUUCAGCCUGAUUUGAAUUCAAUGGAAUUAUUGCCGCCGGAAGAAUCAAAUGACAGCGAUAAGGAUAAAAUUCAAUUUUUGAACGAAGAUGGUCAAAACUUGUGUUUUAUUGCGUAUGGGCUCGAAAGUAAUUCUAUGGGAGAAAAUCAAUUUAUCAACAUUAAUUGAUGGAGAAACUUGAACAAUGCUAGAAGCAUUGCUAACUUUCUGUGAUAGUUUACGGACGCUGUGGUAUAAUAUAAUACUAAUGGAUGUAGAUGGGUUAAAUAAUUUGUUUCUUACGACAAGCGCGUUCACAUUGAAACUUAGUUUCUAUUUUUGUAAUAUAAUAACUCGAAAAAUAUACAAAUAAAAAAAAUAAAGCAGU